CACCGUCAUACCUCAUUAACCUAGUGAACUACUGACGUUUCUAAUCUAGCCGAAAAAUAACUUGAAUUCCUCUGUGAAAUUCGAUAAUCAAUGCUCGCUCUUUUUUCACCUGAAAUUUGAUAGUGUUUAAUUACCGCCGUGUCGCGUACUUCGACCUACGACACCUGUCUAGGAGUUCUCACUCCUACAAUACUUGUUGUACCUGCACAGACUGCGCGCACUUGCAGUUAGCCUGGAAUAGCAAGUUCGACAUGCAAUUUACAGAGGAGCAAGCUGCGGAGGUCAAGACAUGGGUAGUGAAGAGGCUGGAAGACAUUUCUGAUGCCGACGCCGAUGUUCUUGCUGACUACGUGCUUGCACUUAUUCGAUCAGAUGCUCCGGAUGCAGAAAUCCGCCAAGCGUCCAUUGAAAACUUGGAGGACUUCCUGAAAGAAAAUACUGUCCAGUUCGUGGAUGAGAUCUUUGCGAAGUAUGGCCCCAAGACCGAUGCACCGGUUCCCGUCGCACCUCAGCAAGCCCAGCCCCAACCUCAAUUUCAAACUGCUCCCUCCACCGCAUCGCCUCAGCAGCUUCAUGCUUUUGAUGGACAAACUGCCGGGUAUGGACCGAAGGGAAACCAACAAGGAGCUUGGCAGAGCCCACAAACCUCGCGAAAGCGCACAUAUAACGAAGGUUUCCAGCAGGACGAGCAGCAUGGAGACUCGCAAAGAGGCGGAAGGUCAUUCAAAACUCCUCGUACACGUCGAGGCGGUGGUCGUGGUGACCGAAUGAAUGGAGGCAGGGAUGGCACAGGCCUAAACCAGUUUUCACAGGGUAUACCUGGGUUUGCUGGAAUGCCACAAGGGUUCCCCGGGUUUGACCAAAACGAUCCGAUGGCUGCGAUGAUGGCUUUACAGAGUAUGGGAUUUCCUCAGAUGCCAGGCCUUCCUCCGAUGCCGAUGCCGGGUCAACAAGGCGGCGAUCAAGCAAAGUCGGAUGAACCUUGUCCGUUUUAUGAAACCAAUGGUAUUUGUUACAUGGGAGCGGCGUGUCCAUACAAGCACGGACAAGGCGCAGUUGCUGUCUCUGAAAAGAACGAAUAUGACCCCACAACUGCUCACAUUUAUGAUGCUCAACGCGGUAAAGAUACAAACCGAGGUCGAGGACGCGGUCGGGGCCGUGGCGACCGUGGAGGAAUGCCGUCAAGGGGGCGUGGAGGACGUUCGGAGUUUUCUCUUGUAGGCCCUAGUGAUGAUAAAUCGAUCACUACCGUCGUCGUUGAAAAUAUCCCCGAGGAAAAGUACGACGAGCAAGUUAUACGAGAUUACUUUUCUGAGUUCGGAAGCAUUGCCGAAUUGGAAAUGCAAGGCUUCAAGAAGAACCUCGCUCUCAUCAAAUUUGAAGACCAUGACUCGGCUCGCCGUGCUUGGGCUAGUCCCAAGGCUAUAUUUGAUAACCGGUUUGUGAAAGUUUACUGGCACAAACCACAGAAGAAGCCCGAUGCAAACGGCCAGCAAACCAGUCAGGAGCAGGACACACCCAUGUUUGAUAAAGAUGCAUUUGAUGCCAAGCAAGCAGAGGCUCAAAAGGUGCAUGAGGAGAGGAUCCAGAAGCGCAAGGAGGCUGACAAAACACGUCUUGCACUUGAGAAACAGCGCGAGGAGCUCAUGAAAAGACAAGAGGAAGAAAAAGCCAAGCUUUUGCAGCGGCUCGGAAGUGCCUCCGGUGAAAUUCAGACUGAAGAUAAUGACCCAAAUGGAGCAAGGACAGCUAUGGAUGGUGAUGCUAGCGAGCAGACAAAAUCGCUUCGUGCUCAGCUUGCGACGCUAGAAGCCGAAGCUAAGAGCUUGGGCAUCGAUCCAAAUGCCAGUUCUCAGUCAUUUAGGGGCCGUGGACGUGGAUUCGGUGGAUAUCGUGGGCGAGGACGCGGCUUCGACCCUUCAUAUCGAGGCUCGACUCGAGGCGCGUAUCGUGGACGUGGAGCGCCCCGAGGUGGGCGUGGCGGAGUCCUUCGGUUAGACAAUCGUCCAAAACGGGUUGCCAUAUCAGGAGUUGGAUUCGAUCCAGAAAAGGACGAGGCAUUGCGGCAAUAUCUCAUUGGUAUUGGUGAAUACGAAUCAAUCACCCCAAAUCCCGAUCAGGCCGGCUCGAUGGUCGUCACUUUUAAGGAGCGCUACAUUGCUGAGAAGCUCAUGUUCGGUACAACCGAAAUCCCAUCUGUUGGCAAAGUCGAGCUUUCAUGGGUCGCAAAUCCAUCGCCUGCUGUUGCAGAAAAGCCGAGUCAUGAUACCGCCAUGGAGAAUGCCGACGGUACAAACGGCCAAGGAAAUGCAGGCGAGGUAGACUACGAUGUUGCCGAGGAUGAAGAUAACUGGGGUAUUGGGAUCUAAUUGACGAAGAAGGAUGGGGCAAAUACUUGGGAUUGAAUAGAGGGAUAGUCAUCCCUGUAUAGUGUGCGCAAAUGCAUUAUUAGGCGCGAGGUUGAGCAGUGAGUGUGUAUACCAUUUACGAAGGAUUGGCGUUAAGGAAUCAUUAAGUUUCUAUUUUUUUGUAUAAAAUUAGUAAUUUCAUGAUUAUGUAGUCUAAGCUAUGUAAUAUACAUUGUCAAAUAUCGAAUAGGAUGAAACGAUCAAUCGAAAUGCUGCGUUGAUGCAUUAACAACAUUGCAUAUGUGAACCGUAG
Molecule: messenger RNA, 2661 nt
Organism: Talaromyces proteolyticus
Lineage: Eukaryota; Fungi; Ascomycota; Eurotiomycetes; Eurotiales; Trichocomaceae
Exons: 5
Coding region: 252-2369 (705 amino acids)
Biological process (GO): mRNA processing
Cellular component (GO): nucleus
Molecular function (GO): metal ion binding; RNA binding
Source: RefSeq, a predicted model, not a curated record